GCAUCUUGUCAUCCAUCGGCUGACAGACAGAAAAAGUACGAGUUUCGUGCGAGAAAAUUUUCACGUCGCCCAGCAAUUUUCCAAUUAAUUUAAAUUGAAGUUAAUGUAUAAUUUAUCGAUAAUUUCUUACACAAAUAAUAUCAACUGCAUUCGUCGAAUUGGUUCUCGGGUUUAGCAAUGUCGUACAACAUAGACGAGAUGAGCUGGUCAGAUGUUCGGAAUAUCUUCCGAAAGUGGCGUGAUGAUAACGAGCGCAAGAGCGAAGACGUGAUUCAGCUGUGGGAUGCAAUUCUGUGCGACAAGCAGACCAAACUGGGCAACGAGCGUCACUUGGUUCUGGAACAGGUGAUGAUUGCGGCACUCGAUUGUAAUCGGAUAGAAACGGCCGAAGAUUGCAUCCGGAUACUGACGGCGGAGUUCCCGGGAAGUCUGCGGAUUCAAAAGUACAAGGCCAUGCUGCUGGAGGCGCUGGAACGCUACGAUGAUGCGUUGGAUGUUCUGGAACAGAUUAUCAAAAAGGACGAAACUAAUGCGGCACCGCGGAAGCGGAAGGUGGCAAUUUACAAGGCACAGGGAAGAACUGCAGACGCGAUUCGGGAACUGUGCGACUACAUGAAGCGGUUUAUGUCCGACCAGGAAGGAUGGCACGAGCUGUGCAGUCUGUAUCUGGCUGAGGGAGAAUACGCAAAAGCGGCCUUCUGCAUGGAGGAAGUUCUGCUGCAUAAUCCGCACAGCCACUUGAUCCAUCAAAGACUGGCGGAUAUUCGCUAUACGAUGGGUGGACUCGAUAAUAUUGAAAUCGCAAAGUCGUACUACUGUCAAGCCGUUAAGCUGAACAAUCAAAACCUGCGAGCGCUUUACGGUUUAUUCUUGUGUUGUGGACACAUAGCCAACUCUAAAGCCCCUCUCAACAAACGGAAAGAAGCCCAGAAGCUGGCGCAAUGGACGAUCGGUCAGAUACAGGCAAAAACGGCGAGUCAUGCUGCUGUCUUAGCAAAGGGUGGCAAAUCAUCCGAGAAACAACCCAAAGAAGACGUGGCCGCUCUCGAGCAAGCCUUCGGUGGACUGGAAAUAGCCAAAGCAAAUUGACCAACCGAAGGCCUGAUGAUUGUUAACUGCUUCUGUCUACAGCUACUCUAUCGUACUGUUUCAAUUCACUACAUCUAGUUCACCUUUCAUAUUUCCGAAAAUCUAUUUUAGGGGUUUAAAUCUUUUCAUUGUAUGUACAAUACGACCGAUUCUCACUGAUUCAUGCAGGGGAUUGAAAGGGAAAUUUUAAAACUAAACUACGAAUAAUUGCAUGGGAAGAAAAGGUGAAAUCUUGCAUUUGUUUUACUAUUCUUUUGCAAAAUUAGUUCAAAUCACGUUCCAAUUUUUCGAUUAUUCUAAGAUUAGAAGGAGCUUUAGUAAAUAUCAUUCAUAAAAACUGACGUCAACGAUGUUUCACAAACAUGUAAAAGCGGUAUUUAAUAAAUGAAAGCUAGUAUAACCAUUACGAUAGCCAUUGGAACGACUGUGUGCAAAUACCCGGUAAAUGUAAUUAUUUAAGAUGAAUAUGAAUUCAAACAUGAAGGGCAAACUACACUUUUGAGUUAAGCUAGAAUGUAGCUAAGCAGUAGUCGAAUGGAAGGUGGAUAGGAUCAAAGUUUAAUAAAGAUGUUUUUUUCUCAACCCGAAA
This is a messenger RNA of Aedes aegypti (yellow fever mosquito), 1678 nucleotides long. Its product is annotated as ER membrane protein complex subunit 2. The record is from RefSeq and is a predicted model, not a curated record. The transcript is spliced from 4 exons. Gene Ontology annotation, molecular function: protein binding. Gene Ontology annotation, biological process: protein folding in endoplasmic reticulum. Gene Ontology annotation, cellular component: EMC complex. NCBI's taxonomy places the organism in Eukaryota, Metazoa, Arthropoda, Insecta, Diptera, Culicidae. Bases 178 to 1089 code for a protein of 303 amino acids.